CUUGUAAUAAAAGAGUGUGGAUUAGAGCGAUGUAGACUGAAGUUUUCGGAUCAUUGAAAUUCGAGAUGUUUGAGUUGAAUUUUAUCAAAAACAGUGGUGGUUAAAUAAGAACAUAAUAUAAAAAAUUUAGUAUUUUUUGGAAGGAAUUUUAUUUUGAAGCUAAUUAGCUGUUACGUUCUAUUCUCAGAAAUUUGAAGAUAUUCUUUUGAAACUUGCUAAGUUUUAACCUGUUGUAGAUAAUGGACAGAUUUAACAAAACUGGACAAAAUGUCAUACAUAUGAAUACAAGAGCUCAAGAUAAAAAGAUAUCUCAAAAGCCAAAAACUCACAUGAGUUCGACUCAAAAGUCUCCAUAUCCACCUAUUCAAAAUAGAAAGACUGUUCAGCCUAAGAAAGGAGUGAAAGAAGAAGUCAAGACUCCAAAGCCAGCUUCCUCUAAAACAAUACCUGAGCACCAGAUUUCAACCUUUGAUAAGUUCAUGCUCCUCAAACUUGAAAAUGAUAUCAGAGAGACAAUCGAAGAAGCCAUUACUUGGAGAUUUAUCACUGACUUCAAGAAGCUAGAAAAAUUGUACGAAAAGCUUCUACAAGAGAAAAAGACUAUCAAAGUGAAGGAGCAAGAGGCAUCUUCAGCCAUCAAUGAUGACAUCAAUGAUUCUGGUUGGUCAGGGAUAAUGUACAGUGCCUAUCAACAAGUCCCCAGAGCUGUAGACUUUUUCAUCACAGAAGGAGCUGAUGUUACCAAGGCGAACUCUGUAGGUUGGAACUCACUAUUCUUACUCGCUAUGAAUGAGAAGUACAACAAUACAUGUGGAACUUGUAUGGGAUGUUUCCUUCAUAAAAAUGAUAGGAAAAUUUACUGUGAUAAUCACUUGAAAAUAAUCCAAAUUGCUGAAAGUCUCAUCGAAGCCGGCUGUGACUAUGAAGCAAAAGAUACAGUUGGAAAUACAGCAAAAGUUUAUUGAGAAAGAAUCAAAAAUGUUCCUCUAAUGAAGCUCUUUAAUCAUUUAGACAAUGUUAAAUUUUCUAAACAGAAGAGAAAGGAGUUUCUCUUUGCUUGGACAAAAUCAAAGGAAUCGAAGGAGGUAAAACUAAAGAAUUCAAGUAGGUCCUUGCAUAAGAUCUCUUUUAAUUUGAUGACAGUCAUCAUAAAGUAUAUCUAAAUUUUGAAUUUCGAUCAAC
Molecule: messenger RNA, 1182 nt
Organism: Moneuplotes crassus
Lineage: Eukaryota; Ciliophora; Spirotrichea; Euplotida; Euplotidae
Source: the annotation of a GenBank genome assembly